Molecule: messenger RNA, 942 nt
Organism: Malania oleifera
Lineage: Eukaryota; Viridiplantae; Streptophyta; Magnoliopsida; Santalales; Ximeniaceae
Product: ethylene-responsive transcription factor 2-like
Exons: 1
Coding region: 38-769 (243 amino acids)
Biological process (GO): ethylene-activated signaling pathway; regulation of DNA-templated transcription
Molecular function (GO): DNA binding; DNA-binding transcription factor activity
Source: RefSeq, a predicted model, not a curated record
CUCUACUACUGAGAAAUUGAAAUACGGGCAGAGCACCAUGGACUCCGACUUCGCCCUUCUCCAAUCCAUCCGCCGAUUUCUUCUAGAAGACGAUGACGAUUUCCCGGAGAAUUUAACCGCGAGCAGUGCCGGCGAUGCUCCUAUGAGUUCAUUCGGUUUCGGCAGCACCAAUGCGGCUCCAAUAUUGGAGAGCUCUGAAUCUGACUCUUGGGGUUCUGUCAGUUCGGCGGCGAGUUCCUGGUUGGCAAAUGCGGAACAGGUGACGACAUUGCGCCCGGCCCGUGGAAGGGCACGUGGAUCACACGCGCCGCCGGAGAGGAGGCAGUAUAGGGGAGUGAGGAGGAGGCCGUGGGGGACGUACGCGGCGGAGAUAAGGGAUCCGGCGAAGAACGGCGACAGAGUGUGGCUGGGCACUUACCGGACGGCGGAGGACGCCGCCCUGGCUUACGACCGAGCCGCUUUCAGAAUUCGGGGCUCCCGUGCUUUGCUCAAUUUUCCACUCCUGAUAGGCUCCGAUGCACCGGAGCUGGUGAGGGUGACCCCGAAGCGCCGGUCGCUGGAUUCUUCAUUGUCACCGUCGUCGUCUUCUUCAUCUUCAUCGCUUUCGUGUUCCUCUGGCAAUGGGUCUCUGAAGCACAGAAAGCUGGGAGUGGCAGAGUCAUCAGUUGGCAAAGAAAGUACAUUAAUGGAGUCGAAUUGUGUUUGCGUUGAUUCUAAUGAAAUCGCAUUUGCAGAAGAUGAUGAGUUUAGUCAAUGGUUGAUUAAUUAAAUUUUAAGACAUUUAAUUAUGAUCCCCCCUUGAUGUUUAGCUUUAGGAUGGAGUUUGAUUAAUGGGGGUUUAAUUAGGUGACUUAGUUCUUAAUAUUAUUGUAAAUAUUCAACUUUCUUAGUAAAAGUUUUUUAUUUUUUACAUUUUAGUAAAAAAUAAAAUAAUAUUUUAUU